This is a messenger RNA of Penicillium crustosum, 615 nucleotides long. RefSeq names its product putative IgE-binding protein. The record is from RefSeq and is a predicted model, not a curated record. Lineage: Eukaryota; Fungi; Ascomycota; Eurotiomycetes; Eurotiales; Aspergillaceae. The coding region runs from base 1 to 615 and encodes 204 amino acids. The transcript is spliced from 2 exons.
AUGAAGUUUUCCGCCCUUCUCGCCCUCGCCCCUCUUGUGGCUGCUAUCCCCGGCUCCAAGCAGGCAAAUAGCUCCGAUGCUGCCUUCGGCGUCAUCUCUGCUCGCUCGGCUUCUCCCAUCCACCUGCUGCCUCUCAAUGCUGGCGGUACCUACUUCUGGCUCGGUGGUAAAGCCCACACCUAUUCUCCCAUCCCCGGAGUUCCCGACACCAACCAGACCGUGAUUGCCAAUGGCCACUUCUUGGAUGUCGAGGUCCCCGGUGGCCAGGCCAUCUACGUUGAUAACAAGGGUGCCCUGCGCUUCACCUCUCCCCACUCCGCCUACGAGCCUUCUGGUUCCUCCGAUGGUCCCUUCAGCUACACCCCCGGCACCUCGUUCGGCCACUGGACCUUCAAGGGCCAGGGUGCAGCUGGCUUCAUGGCUUGCCCCACUACCAACGGUACCACUAGCUACCGCCGUUCCCGUCGGGGCGCUGCUGCCGUCCCUAAGUGGCAGGUUUAUGCUGCUCUGAAGAACGCUACUGUUCCCUCUGGCAAGGUUGAGGACUGCCUCGGCUUCGAUGCUCUGGCUGUUUCUGUCAACACUACCACCCCUGUUGCUUGGGAGUACAUCUAA